AUGUCGGAGUCCGUGUAUCAACGAGACAUUGUGAUCCCUGCGGAAAACAACUUCCAAUUGUGAGUUGAUAAAGAUUAUUCAAGCAGGUUGAAGCUAUUAAGCUAUUCUCUGACCAAGAUUUAAUCAAUGUGGCAUUUCAUCACAAAUAGAAUUUUGGAGAAGCCUUUGGCUGGGUUCUUCUUGGCUAGCCAAGACAAAGGCUUGCUUUCUGAGCAGAAAAUGACGUUAAUAAUUUUUAUUGAUUUUUUAAGACCAACUUUAUCCUCCAAAAACUCUCCCGAAAGAAUUUGAUAUCUAAAAUCUUGUGGUCAAUCGAUAGUGUGUGGACGAAACGUCUAAGCGGUUCCGGAGAUGCGAUGGAUUGACGUGUGAUCUUCUUUCAGCAAAGACGAAAAUCUGGUAACCCCUCCAAGCGUAAACGACGACAAAUCGGACAAAACCCAAUCAGCGAAGGACAAGGAGAAGAAGGACAGCGAGAAAGACUCGAAACGAGAAUUGGACAAGACCCAGGAGGUGGAACAGAAGAAUACUGGCAGUACAAGUUCUCAGAAGUCCCUAUUGUUGGUGGACAAGACUCAACACACAAUGUCCGGAAAGUCGACGAUCAAGAGCAAUGUGGACGUCAAGGAGACUCAGAACGAUGCGAUUAAUGUCAGCUUCGAUCGGGAGGGAGCGGAGACUGUCAAAUCGGUAAGAUAUUGAAAACAUUCCAUGAAUAUUGCUUCGCGGGUUGCAAUUGUAUUUUACCGUUUUGUAUUUAGAUGUCUCGGAUUACCGAUGGAGUUGGCGAAGCGCGUGUUCGCGACAAGGAAAACGGCAACGAACAUUAA
This is a messenger RNA of Bursaphelenchus xylophilus (pine wood nematode), 830 nucleotides long. The record is from the annotation of a GenBank genome assembly. NCBI's taxonomy places the organism in Eukaryota, Metazoa, Nematoda, Chromadorea, Rhabditida, Aphelenchoididae.